CGGAUAUUGUUAAUGUUACCUGAUUUUCAAUUUCAAACAUUUCCUCAUUUUUGGAUCUGUCCGCCAAUCCUUCCUUCCUUCUUCCUCCUCACAUUAACUGUCUCUCUCAUCAUAAAACCAAUUUGCCAGAGUCUUCUCAGCUAUGCAGCAACCUUCGACUCCACACCUAAUUCAAAUACUAUUCAUUUAAUCCACAUACUUACCUAACAACACAUGGCCACCUCGGCCUUCAAAUCAACCACCAACCGAGCUUCAAUCGGCGCCUCCACUUCCCAGGAUUCCGCCCACCGCUCUCUCCGCCGCCCCACCGCGCCGGACCCGGACUACAUAAAAAACGUGCCCAGGGGGAAAUUCGUCAACACCACCAGGGGCACCACCACGGCGCCGUUCCCCGAUAUCAGCUUCGACGAUCUCGCGCUCGACUUCUUCUCUUCCUCGUCGAAGACUGAGAGCGACGGAGGAGGGCGAUUUGGGGAGAUUGGGCGGUGGGCGAGCGAUACGGCGUCGUCGAGGAGAAGGGGGAGGUCUGUGUCGAGGAGCCGAGGCGACGGUGUUUCGAUUAGCUCCGCCGCGUCCGACGCGAGUUCGCGGCGGAGGAGGUCCGUAUCGGUGGCUAGGAACCGUGGGAAUGAUGCUCCUGCAACGGAUAAGGACGAUGCGGGAACGCGGCGGCGGAGGUCGUUAUCGGUGGCGAGGGGUAUUGGGAAGGCUGUUCCUACCGGGGACAAGGAUUCCGAUGCGGGGACGCGGCGGCGCAGGUCGUUGUCGGUGGCGAGGUAUCAGAUUAGCGACUCCGAGGUGUGGCUGCUUUCUUCUUUAAGUGAUUCAAGCAAUCGUGCUACUAUGAUAGCUCCUAAUGGUGGGAAUACUCGUUUACCGCUGGCAUCGAAAACCACAUCUUCAAGCUACCACCGGCUAGGAAGAUCUAGAAGUCAGAUAGAUCUCUCCCUGAUACCUGAUGGUUACUCUAGCCAGUCUUCUGCCUUAACUGAUGAUGAAUCAAAGGAUACUCAUUUUGGGAGAAAUGGAUUUGAGAAGAUAAUCCGAGCAGUUCAUGCUCCGAAGAAGGCUGACCAUCCGUCUGAGGAAGUUGCAAACGGUGAAUUAUAUGAAGCAAUGCGGAAAGAACUAAGAUAUGCUGUUCAAGAAAUCCGAACUGAACUAAAUCAAGCAAUGGGAAGAAAUCAGACAGCUGCAGUUAGUAAUGAGUCUAAUGACUGCUCGCUAUCAGAAAAUUCCAAGACUCGUCAGGAUUCCUUCACUAUCAGAGAGAAAUAUGCUCACAAAUUGGAGCAGUUGGAAAAGCGAAAAAAGAAUCUUCUUACUGAAAUGUUGCUUGAGGAGCAAUGUGGUGUAGAGGUCUCUGAAACUUAUGAAGAACUUCCUAAUUCAAGAGCUUCAGCUGUGACAGAGAAGCUGCCACAAGCCAGAAAGAGAAGCAGUGAUAGAAGUGGAAUGUCAGAAAGACUGAUUAAGGAUGCAGAAAGGUACUUUGAGGACUUCAUCUCCAAUAUUGAAGAUACGGAUUUAUCAUCAUUUGAUGGGGAAAGAAGCGACGGAAGCUCAACUUUACGAGGUCUGGUGAAGGGAAGAGAAUUUAGGAUAGGAGAGGCCGAAACUUGUAGCACACCAGCAGGAUCUACUUCUCGCCCUGGUGAAAUGGAUGGUGUUAUUUUGCCCUGGUUGCAGUGGGAGACGAGCCAUGAUGGUUCACCAGGUGGGAAGACCAAGGUACAAACUCCUAUGACUCCACGAACUGUACAGAGGGACUCCGUAAAGGACUCGGGCCAAUUGCACGAUGCAAGUAGCUAUUCCAUGAGCAGUCAUGAUAGUUGGAGCCCAGGCCUUGUUCAUAGUUCUCCAAUGGAUAAAAGAGAAGAGGUAUAUCCAACAAAAACUGGCAAUAUUUGUGUGUCCAAAUUUGACAUGGAUGAGUACCUUAAUCUUCAGAGUGAUGAGGAAACAUUGUGUCAAAUGUAUAGAGAGCGGAACAGAAUUGGUUUGGGUGGUUUAUUGCUGUGUACUGGGGUACCUUAAUAAAUUAUUUCUGUACCCAAAUAGCAUCUCAAGAAUUUGGAUUAUGAAUACAUUUCUUUUACAAUUUAUUUCGUAAAUGAUUAGUACAAAAUUUGUAACUA
This is a messenger RNA of Salvia splendens (bonfire salvia), 2138 nucleotides long. RefSeq lists its product as uncharacterized. The record is from RefSeq and is a predicted model, not a curated record. Bases 214 to 2037 code for a protein of 607 amino acids. The transcript has 8 exons. Lineage: Eukaryota; Viridiplantae; Streptophyta; Magnoliopsida; Lamiales; Lamiaceae.